ACGCAAUGACUGACUCAAUCCACGGUUGAGAUUUCUUGUUACAAACAGCUGACCAGUCCUUCUGUCGUUGGGUAAAAUGGAAGUUGAAGGAAGGAAGGAAGGAUAACACAUUAAGGUCGCCAAAUGGCAUUUCGUGUUCAUCAUUUGAGUCUGAGCUUACCAACAACAACAACUAGUUGUGUUUCUUCAAAAACCCAUUUCGGUUUUGCCUUGAAACCCAAGACUUUAACAUUUGGUAAACCCAAGAGGCUCUUCUUCUCACUCCGUGCGAUGGGUUCGUCUGCUUCUUCCCCAGACAGCAGCACUCAAGAGACUGGUGACUAUAAAUCUGUAAGUAAUGAUGAAUGGAAAAAGAAGCUUACAAAGGAACAGUUUUACAUUACUCGUCAAAAGGGAACAGAGAGGGCGUUCACCGGGGAAUACUGGAAUACCAAAACUCCCGGAACUUACCAUUGCAUAUGUUGUGACACCCCUCUUUUCGAAUCAUCAACUAAAUUUGACAGUGGAACUGGUUGGCCAUCUUAUUACCAGCCGAUUGGAAAUAACGUUAAGUCCAAGUUAGAUUUGUCCAUUAUCAUCAUGCCUCGCCAGGAAGUUCUUUGUGCUGUUUGUGAUGCUCAUCUUGGCCAUGUCUUCGAUGAUGGGCCACCACCUACAGGAAAGCGCUACUGUAUUAACAGCGCUUCCCUGAAAUUAAAACCAAAGCAGGAGUCAGCUUGAAUAAGAAUCUUGCUGAAAAGUGACUCUUCUGUUUCUGCCACCCUAUCACAUAUAGGUCUAGUCAGUUGGUUGCAGAAGUGGACGUGACCUCACAAAUUUAAUCACAGUAUGAGACUGAGAUAUUCAUGUUCAGGAUAUAAAAAAAUGAACGGAUGUCCAUGUUCAUAAAAUAGCUACUAUGGUUCAUAAUCUUAUAUAUUUGUAUAGAUGGUCAAUGGAAUAUGAGUCUUUUAAAGUUCUAAUAUAAAGAGAAUUGUAUUCGUAUUUUUUCUACUUCAUUAUUUGGUUUCAAUUAUAGACAUUCAAAUUUUGAGGUGAAGAGCAGAUGAGCAGCAUUGUUACAAACUACAAAAGACAACUGCAAAAGCAAAAACAUUUCAUUUAUUUAUUUAUUUUUACUUGGAGAAACAAUUAGAGCAUUGCUAAAUAUCUCAUGAACUGCUCUUUCUUUGAUGCUAAGAAAUGAGAAAUCUGCUCUUUCUUCUCU
Messenger RNA from Fragaria vesca subsp. vesca, 1207 nucleotides. Its product is annotated as peptide methionine sulfoxide reductase B1, chloroplastic-like. NCBI's taxonomy places the organism in Eukaryota, Viridiplantae, Streptophyta, Magnoliopsida, Rosales, Rosaceae. Gene Ontology annotation, molecular function: peptide-methionine (R)-S-oxide reductase activity. The record is from RefSeq and is a predicted model, not a curated record. The transcript is spliced from 5 exons. Gene Ontology annotation, cellular component: cytoplasm. The coding region runs from base 124 to 720 and encodes 198 amino acids. Gene Ontology annotation, biological process: response to oxidative stress; protein repair.